AUGGCAACAUUUGAUGAUGUUUUACAGCAAAUCGGGGACUUUGGGCAUUUUCAAAAACAACUUUUUGUGUUGUUGUGCUUGGCAUCUGUCUGUUUUGGUUCAGUUUAUGUUUGUGGAGUUUUCCUGGCAGUUAUUCCAGAACACUGGUGCAGCAAUCCCAAGGCAAGAAUACUCAGAGACAAAUGUGGCUGGACACAGGAAGAAGAGAGGAACUAUUCUGUUCCAGUGGUAGAAGGAACAGCAAGCUUCCAGCAGUGUCAGACAUAUUCUUUAGAUUGGAACAGCACAGAAUUUAACUGCUAUAAUGUCUCCCUACUGCUUUCAAACUAUUCCAGACACACUAUACCAGUCACUGAAUGUGUAGGUGAAUGGAUCUACAGUGGUUCUGUUUCAUCAGUUGUUUCACAGUUUAACCUUGUGUGUGAUGAUGACUGGAAGGUGGAUCUGUUUCAGUCCUCUUUGAAUAUUGGAUUAUUUAUUGGAACUAUCAUCAUGGGAUACCUUGCAGACAGGUUUGGUCGAAAAAUCUGCUUUCUGUUUGCAGCAUUUGCCACUGCUGUUUCAGGUGUUCUUAUGGCGUUUGCACAAAGUUAUUCCUUGCUUUUGUUUUUCCGCAUUCUGCAAGGACUGUUCAGUACUGGAGCAUGGUCAAUAGCCUAUGUCCUUGCCACAGAACUAGUUGGUUCAUGCCACAGAAGAGCAGUGGGAGUCUUUCUUCAAAUGUCCUUUAGUGUUGGAGUUAUUGUUAUACCAGGAGUUGCAUAUCUUAUUCAAGACUGGAGGUGGCUACAGCUGGCAAUAUCACUUCCCUAUUUCCUCUUCCUACUGUACUACUGGUGUCUACCAGAGUCUCCAAGAUGGUUGUUUGCUCGCAAUAAAAAUACCAAAGCUAUGGCUAUUACAAACCAAAUUGCCAAGAGAAAUGGUAUUAAGUUGCCCUAUGCAGCACGAUUGAAAAAGCUAAGACUUGAAGAAAAUUCAAACAAUCCAUCAUAUUUUGACCUGGUCAAAACACCUCAGAUGAGGAAGCACACUUUUAUCCUUAUGUUUGUUUGGUUUACAUGUGCGGUCGUAUACCAAGGCCUUGUAUUGCGCCUGGGAGUUCUUGGUGGAAAUCUCUACUUGGAAUUUUUUGUUACUGCACUUGUUGAAUUUCCAGCUGGAAUUAUAAUAUUUUUAGUCAUUGAUCGCCUAGGACGCAGACUUCCAUUUUCCAUUUCAAAUUUAAUGGCAGGUGUUGCUUGUUUGGCAUGUGCCUUUAUCCCAGAAGAUAUGUACUGGCUACAAACAAUAGCGUCUUCAUUUGGAAGGCUUGGCAUCACAAUAUCAUUUCAGGUGGUAAACCUUGUUAAUGCUGAACUCUAUCCUACUUUUAUGAGGAAUCUUGGUCUUGCAGUUUGUUCGUCUUUAUGUGACGUGGGCGGAAUCAUUGCUCCCUUUAUCCUUUACAGAUUAGCAGCAAUUUGGUCUCCACUGCCUGCCGCAUUUUUUGGGAUAAUUGGCCUCAUUGCAGGAGGAUCAGUCUUGUUUUUACCUGAAACGAAGAGCAUGGUUUUGCCAGAGACAAUUGAAGAAGUAGAACAAAUGCACAGGAAGAAGACGGCCUACUUGCCUGGGACAUCAUAUCCCUUGGAUGAUAAAAGUCAAAAAGAGGAAGCAAUCACAGCACAUGCAUAAUAUUACUUGUUAAAUGGCAAUAGGAUGGAAUACAUUAUUUUUACCACUCCAAGUUUCAAAAACAUGCAAACAUUAACUCUGUAAUUGUUAUGAGACUGCCCUAUUCCACUCACUCCCUUUGACCAUAACAAAAGUUGCACUUUCUUAAAGGAUGCAUUACUUUUACUACAUCGUAUCUUACAUCUCUGCAAUGUAGUCCUGAAUUUUUACAUUUCCUUGUUUGAAUGCCCUAUCUCUUUAGGAUAGCCAUUCAAAUAAUCUUUAAAAUAUUACGUCACAACCCUAUUUAGCCAUUUGAUUUGUAUGUCUUCAUUACUCUAUCAACUAAUGCUAUAGCUGCUAUAAGCAAAGCCCACACCAUAUGUGUCACCCGCUGUUGAACUGUCAGAACUUCUUAUUUAGUUGGGAAGACUCCAGAACUGCACGUAAUACUCAUAUGAGGUCUAACCAGCUCUAUACAAGGAAGCAGAUAAUACCAUUUGUGUUUCGACAAGCCAUGUCUCUGUCUUUCUGUUUGCAUUUACGUAGGCCAUCAGUCUCUUCUGUUAUUUUCUCACACAGCUUGCUCACCUUUAGAUCAUUAAUAUUACUUCACGGGGUCCUUUUUGUAACUUUUUGCUGCUAUUACUUCUAUUCCAUUUGUGUACCCCUUUUCUGUUCUUUCCUUUUUUACAUGCAUUCUUUCGAA
This is a messenger RNA of Protopterus annectens (West African lungfish), 2365 nucleotides long. Its product is annotated as solute carrier family 22 member 2-like. NCBI's taxonomy places the organism in Eukaryota, Metazoa, Chordata, Ceratodontiformes, Protopteridae. The coding region runs from base 1 to 1677 and encodes 558 amino acids. The record is from RefSeq and is a predicted model, not a curated record. Gene Ontology annotation, biological process: transmembrane transport. The transcript has 12 exons. Gene Ontology annotation, cellular component: membrane.